UCGGUUCCGGCAGGCCCAAGAUCCGUGGCCCCGCGGAUCCCUGCUGCCGCUCGACGGCCGUCGCCUCCCUAGACCGCGGCGACGGGAGACGCGAACGCCGCUGUACCGCGCGCGAUGGUGGCAGCACGGGCCACGGGUCGCCAGCCGCCGCUGAGGGACAGGGACCCCGAGGGACCCCGGAGACCAGCGGCGACACCGCCGGCACAGAUGCCGGAGGAGUCCGCGACCCAGCGGCACGCGGCAACGCGGGUGACCUCGUCGCGGCUACCCGCUUGGUAGCAGCAACCUUGCCAUCGGGCCGCUGCUGCGCCUGUAGCUGUGCUCGGAGCCUCAAAUUCUCCGCCAUCAGCUGCACCACCUGGUCAUUGGCGGAAGCAACCGAAGGCAGAACCUUCGAGACUCGCGAGACGACUUCCCGCAGCCUGCGGCCAGCAGCUUUGGUUUUGGCACUGGUCGCCGCAUACGACUUGACGGUCUUCAUGGCCCUGCCUAUGACCAAGGCAGGGUCCCGAAGACCGCCCUCCUCCUCUUCUGUCGUCCGCCCGUCCAGCGAGGCGACAGACAUCGACGCCGAUGACGGCGCCGGUGACGGUGCGCCCUUCCCCCGAGCGGGUCUCCCUUUAGGGGGCGGCAUCUCCUCCGCGGCAGAGGCCGAAUCGGAGACUACCACCACUUUCUCCGGUGGGGCAUCCGUGUCAGAGGACGACGUUAGCCCCCCCUUCCCUUCGCGGGAAGAAACUCCCCUCGAUUUCCUCUUCCGCCUGACUUUCCCUUUCGGGCCAGCCGCCUCGCAGUCGCUGACGAGCGCAGAGCGCGUCGAGCCAGCGCUGGCACACCUCGGUUCGACGGGUUUUCCGCUGCCCGUCGCACAGCCCCCUUCAUCGUGGCAUGCUUUGCCCCCCCCAGAAUACGUGGGGCAGCAUGCUCCCACCGAAGUGGAAGCACGGAGGGAUUCUCCACCUAGAGUGGUACCCUCCUGGGGUAAUGUUUUUUGUAAGUUUGCCAUCAUUCAUUUCGUUCCUUUGUUAUUUAACCAGGGGUCGGUCCCCUGGGACGGCCCUCACGACUGGACACCCUCCAGCCACUCAUCCCAUCACCGGGCACGUCACAGGCUUAGGAUUAGGGCAUUUUUUAUAGAGGUUUGCAUCCUCGCGGCCCCUACUAGGCAGCGGCCCCCGCCCCCCACCAAGUGGGGAUUACGGUAUGGGACAACCCUUGGGACUAGACUCCCUCCAGCCAUUCAUCCCAUCGUCAGGUGUCAAAAACUUGGGAUUGGGGCAUUUUUUAUAGAGGUUCGCAUCCUCACGGCCCCUGCUAGGCAGCAGCCCCCGUCCCCUACUCGGUAGGGAUUGCGGUGUGCUUCUUCGAAGCCACGCCGGUAAACCGGUACCCCCCUUUGGGGGGCCUUCCCCUGUAGCCGCCAAGAGGCAGCCGGGGACAUGGCAACCAGCGACCGGAAGGGAGUGCCCUCCGGUUCACUUCUCAUCCACGUGGGGUCUACCAUUACUGACAGACCCACACGUCCGACCACGGUGUGGCCACGCCGGCGUACCGGUACCCUCCUCUGGAGGGCCUUCCCCUUUAGCAGCCAAAGAGCUGCCGGGGACAUGGCCUAGCAUCCAAGAGGGCUCCAGAAGGGAGCCCUCUCCCGCUUCACACACACUUUGUCCAGCAAAGGUGGGAAACGGGAACACGGUGUGCAGUCUUCUUUGUUCACGGCACCCCUGUGCAGACAACGCUGCUCCACGGUAUCGGGGUGCACGCUUAAGCCCCACCGCCGCGACAAGGCGAGACCACGUUCGGUGGGGAAUGUCCUCACCUUAGGCGAACCAUGCCGGCUAUCUUCAUUUUACAUUAGUUUUCACAAAUGGACUACAGCACUCGCCUAUAGCACUGAAAAAAAAAAGAAUUGAAGUAAAUAAAAAAAAUCAAGUCAAACAGUUUUAUUCGUAUAUUUAUAUAUUUUUAAGUUACUACUACAAACUUAGCCUAGCAUAGAAUAUAAAUUCUUAUUUAUAUUAUGAGAGUACUUAGAAGUUUAAUCGGUUACUGCGUUGUGGUUCUUUUAUACCUUGUACUGAUCUGAUAUUAACAAUAAAUCUAUAUCAAUUUCAGAGAGUUGAAAUAGGACAUUUUUUUAAUUUUUAUUAAUUGUAAAUGAAUAUUUUGUUAGAAGAUAUACUUACUAUCUACUAUGUACUAUCUACGCCCAUAGUAAGUAACGUAACAUUUUAAUUUUAGUUUGUUUUCUUGGUUAAAUAUUAUAUUAUAUUGUAAUUUUUGAUUAGUAAACUAUGUAUGAACUAGUCAUUAAACAAAAAAAUAUUGUUAUGCUGUUAGUACUUUUAUAACUUAACAUUCGGAGAUGAAAUGUAAUUAAGUAUUUACUUAUUUUGUUUAAAUUCAUAGAAGCUAACUUUUGCUUCCGAUGUUUUAUUACUUAUUAAUUAUUUAAUUAUAGAUUUCUACAGUAAAUUUAUAUCUCUCAUAUUAUAAGUAAAUAAAAGGAACUAUGAAACUGUCGAACCUUUAUAUUUACUUAAAACUCAAAAUAAAGUAGAAACAUAAAAUAUUGUUAAUUUUUUUUUUUUGUUUUAAACGGUUUGGCGCGAAAAAAUGAGAUGUACUUAAGGUCGUUCGUAUUUUUUUAUAGGCGAUAAAAUAGUGUUAUUAUUAUAAAUUGCUUUAAUAGGCAGAUGAGCAUACGAUCCACCUGAUGGUGAGUGGUGACUGAUGCGCCCGGUCUUGGUGUCUCGGGUGCAUUACAAAACAAUUUUUAUAACGUUAACUUUUUGCAAGAAAAGGUGUUGAUGGAACAAAGCAUAUAUUCUGCUCUCAACUAAUUCCUUUUUUUUACCUUCCUAUAUAAUUUAAUAUUCAUUUAUUACAAAUUUUUCAAUUAAAAAUUAAUCGAUUAAUCGAUUAAUAUUAUUUAUCUUGAAACAGCAUGUGUUAAGACUUUAAAUUAAUUCGCAAGAUGUAAAUGAUAAAAAAGUGAUUAAUUUACUUAAUUAAUUUCUUCAUUAGGAAAAGAGCUGUAACAUUUACACAGUAGCUUCAAUUUUCUUCUAGUAGAUGACAUUAAUACUUAUUAAAAUGCUAAAAAAUGUAAUGGUGCUGUAAUAAAUGUUUUUACUUUUGUAAUGAA
Messenger RNA from Bombyx mori (domestic silkworm), 3148 nucleotides. RefSeq lists its product as uncharacterized. Bases 480 to 1346 code for a protein of 288 amino acids. The transcript has a single exon. Lineage: Eukaryota; Metazoa; Arthropoda; Insecta; Lepidoptera; Bombycidae. The record is from RefSeq and is a predicted model, not a curated record.